Messenger RNA from Drosophila simulans, 1568 nucleotides. RefSeq lists its product as uncharacterized. Bases 149 to 427 code for a protein of 92 amino acids. The record is from RefSeq and is a predicted model, not a curated record. The transcript has 2 exons. NCBI's taxonomy places the organism in Eukaryota, Metazoa, Arthropoda, Insecta, Diptera, Drosophilidae.
UUAAUUAGUUACUUUUGUUCCUUCUAAAACAAGUGAUAAAUAAAAAAAAUAUCUAUGCAUUGCAUUUACCUUCAAAAUAAAGAGCUCACUUUCGUAAUUUUCCGAAUUGAGUUAUCGACUUUGGAGAAGGACUGACACCUUGAGCACCAUGUGUUUCAAUGUACUGGGCGUGAGCAAUCUUCUACCCGAUUGCAGCAUUGAAAACCAGGUCCAUCUGUACUCUUUGCUGCAGCAACUCCAGAACCAGGAUCGUCGUCCGGAGGAAGUGAGUGACGAGUUGCGGGAUCGCUACAACGUAUUCCGCCAGGUUUUGCCCAACUACCCGGCACCGGAACAGCCAGACGAGGAUCUGCUAAUAUUCGUUGAUGAGUUGUUUCAGGAGCAGCCAGCAAUAUGGGCCUUCACAGACAGAAUCCUGUCUGAAUAGUGAUUCCGAGCAGAUUGGCAUCGGCAUGGACCGCCAUCAUUAGACCACAUUCAUUUAAAAAGUGAAAUUAUGUCUUUGGUUAAGUGUCUGCCAAGUGGUCGGAGUGGCGUUAAAUGUAAUGAAAGUAAAACGCUGCCAUUAAAUGUUCGACAAUAAAAAAGGAAAAUUCGGCAUAAAAUUACAAAACAAUUUGGUGGUCAGUGGUACUGGCAAACACAUACGUAUAUUAAGCAAUUUAAUGUGCGUUUGUCGCGCUUGUUUUCCUGCCUAAAAAACUGGAACCGGCUGGCCGUUUGUCCAGUGAAAUGCGCCAGCUUAUCAAAUCUAAAUGAUCUCAUUCAACAUAUUUUAUUAUUACCCAAAACAAAAUAGAAUGCGAGAAACGUAAGCUAAUCUCACUUAAAUAAUAGCAUACAUCACCAAACAGGGGAAAGUGUAGGCCAAGUGGAGCUUGGAGUGCCCUACCAAAAGGGGGAUACUUUAAAGAAGUGAUAUAAACCAUUAAGUAAUAAGCUAAAAUACUCUGAAGUUCCUGAUACAGAUCAACGUUAUAUCUACCUUGUUUUGUAUAUCAUGUUGUAGGGCAUUCAAUAGUUGCUUAGGCCUAACCCACCGACCCUAAACUCACUUUUACCAAAACGACCACUAAUGGCCAAAACGAGAAAAAAGCACUCAGUGCACUGCGGACGGAUUCACGAGAUCGCUUGCAAUGGACGGACGGAUCCGCAGUUCUGCCAUAGAAAUAUGUAUCUAUCUGAACGGCUGGAGGGUAAAUUACAACCUGGAAAUGGUCGCGAAUCGAGACCAAACUGUCAUAAAAAUCAGUUAAUAACCGCAGCCAAGUAUAUAGAAGUUAAUAUGUGUGCGAUACACUUAUCUGGUUGUGUGAAUACGUAGAUUUUCAUUUUCAUUUGGCCAGAUCGGCCAGUUGGGGCAUCGCCUCGUUUAGUUGACUGAGUUUUGUUCACCUGCACGGUUCGAAUUACCGGAAACCGAAGUUCUGAGCCUUUACCUGCAAAUAGUAUUACUACUUAAAAGUAUAAAGCAUAUAUGCAAAAGUUUAAGAAAAUGCACGCGUUAACAAUACUUUUACCAGUUUUGCAACUAUUGGCAAGCGUUCGAGCGGAAUCGGGAGAAUUCG